Talaromyces rugulosus is the source of this 1779-nucleotide messenger RNA. RefSeq lists its product as uncharacterized. NCBI's taxonomy places the organism in Eukaryota, Fungi, Ascomycota, Eurotiomycetes, Eurotiales, Trichocomaceae. The annotation marks the transcript as partial. The transcript has 2 exons. The record is from RefSeq and is a predicted model, not a curated record.
UGCUGGUAUGCAAUUGCACCACAAAGUGGACAGAUUGCGUGCGAUGUGCCACACCUUGAUUCAACCUUAAUAUAUCACCCACCGAUCGGGCGACUACUAUCUAAAAUGGCUUUGUCGUCAUUCGCUUCUCUAGCUGCUCUAUUCUGUAUUCAGGCUUCGUUAUCCCUGGCUAGUAGCAGCAGCCACAAUGGACACCAUCAUAGCGGCCACCACCUCCAGUCCAGGGCUGAGAACAUUUGUGCGGCAAAUGUUCCAAACAUCGUGAAUGACACAGCAGAGUACUGGCCAUACCAGACAUUCCAGUCAUUCAACGCCACCCCACCACAACUAAACAUCACCAGCAACGGAAAAGAUCUUGCCGAUGGGUUGUUAUUCUUUGGACCGGACCUCCUGAGCGGUGAUGGUCAGCCCAAGGAGUUAGCAAGCUUCAUCAUGACUGACUCUGGAGAACUGGUCUGGGCAAGCCCAUCUGCAAAUGAUACAACGAAUUUACAUACGCAAGUCUUCGAUGGAAAGCGUGUCAUCACAUACUACACGCCAGAUGGUCCUCAGAGCAUCUCCGGUCUUCACUGGGGUAGAGUUCAUAUCCUAGACAAUACUUAUACCGAAAUUCAUACCGUCUGUCCCAAGUUGGGCCUUAGCAAGGGCAAAGGGGUUACUGCCGAAUGUGAUGCUGAUCUCCACGAACACUACAUUACUCCUGAGAACACUAUGUUUGUCACUGCAUACAACGUGACUAAAAUUGAUAUGACAUCUCUUGGUGGAACAAAGGACGACUGGGUUACCGACGCUCUAGUAGUUGAAGUUGACAUCAAGUCAGGUGACAUCCUCAUGGUCUGGAGUGCCCUCGAGCAUAUUCCUAUUAACCAAACCCAUGCGGCUGUUCCAAAGAAUGGCGUCGAGAGAACUUCCGCGAUUGAUCUGUAUCACAUUAACUCUAUCCAAUCAUGGGGUGAUUACAUCUUGGUCAAUAGCCGACAUUGUUGGUCUACAUAUCUCAUCAACCGUAAGACUGGUGACAUAGAAUGGACCAUCGAUGGUGAAACUGGCGGUGAUUUCGGACCCCUCCCAGCAAAUGGGACCUUUAAAUGGCAACAUCACGCUCGUAUCAAAAAUAUCUCAGAAACAGAGGUAGUCCUAACAUACUUUAACAACGACAGCAAUAAGCCAACUACCGAAACUUUCUCCACAGGUCUCGCUUUGAAAUUGACUCUACCUCCAAACCCAAAAACUCCAAUUAAGCUACUGGCUGAAGUCUAUGAUGUGAAUGACGAAAUAAACGCCGGCGCCGAAGGAAGUAUGUCUACGCUAUACAAUGGAAAUUACUUCAUGGGCUAUGGGUUUAAAGCAAUAAUGAAGGAAUACGGUUCUGACGCAGCCCACGGCCAGGAUGUCCGCUGGAGCGCCCAGUUCGCCACUCUCGGUGCUGGUCAUAGUUAUCGCGCUUUCAAGCAGGAGUGGCACGGUCUCCCCGCUACCUCGCCGAGCUUAGUCGUUUCUCGUCAGGCUGUGCCAGAUGAAUUGUCCUCGUGUAUUGACUCGUCGAGUACUAUGCUUGGGUACGUAAGCUGGAACGGCGCAACAGACGUCUCUUCGUACUCGCUCUACGGCGGAUCCUCCAAGGACGAUAUGAAGCUUUUGGGUUCAAUUAAGAAGAUGGGAUUUGAAACCGUUUUUCCUAUUACGGAACGUGUUCCUGUUGUAAUGGUCAGUGCCGGAGAUGCUUCGUCCGAUAACGUGCGAAAUUCGACUGUUGUAAAGGUUGAUUGGAACAUUUGA